Molecule: messenger RNA, 820 nt
Organism: Drosophila arizonae
Lineage: Eukaryota; Metazoa; Arthropoda; Insecta; Diptera; Drosophilidae
Source: RefSeq, a predicted model, not a curated record
CCCUAGCUACGUUCUGUAGUGUAUCGAAUGGGGAAAGCUUGGGCACAGUCAUGCUCAAUAUUAGCUAUGGCCAUAAAACCAGGAAACUGUUCGAAUCAAUUAUCAAUUUACCACUAUAAAGAGUGCAAAGCUCUCUGGCGUACGAUUUCUUCACAGACGACCCGUCUAGGCGAAUAAUAGACAUGGUCAAAACCAAGCUGCUGUCGCUGCUCUUGCUGCUGAUUGCACUCCCGCAAAGAAUGGAGGCGAAUGAUACCAACGAAGUGACAACAACAAUGAAGAACUUAGAUAAUUCAACCGAGGCAGCACCAACUGCUUCAAGCAAUACAGAGACAACUGUGAAGGACAUAGCUAAUUCAACCGAGGCAGCACCAACUGCUUCAAAACAUCCAGAGACAACUGAGACGAACAUGGGGAACGUAACCGGGGGAUCAUCAACCGUUGCAAAAAUACCACAGACAACGAUGAAGGGAACAUCCAAGGGAUCACCAGCCGUCACAAAAAUUCCACCCCACCUAGGGGUCACAAGCGACCCUAACCAGACUUCCACGGAUUUAAUUGAUUUGAUCACAUACCAAGCCCCCGAGGAGGCGCACCUGGAGAAUGGCGGCCACCAAAUUUCAUUACCGGGUAAGAAUAAGAAUCAGGGCAUCCGGCAUGUACACGCCCACGAUGGCUUCCACAAUAUAAAGCGCGAGCCUCUUUGGGCUCACUGGAACGAUGUUUUCGAGAGUAAGAAGGCAACGGCGCAAAAUACAUAAAUACUUACAAUUCAACUUCAAUAAAGACACCCUGUAUAAGUCACCAGCAGCGUGCAGUU